AUGUCGCGUCAAACUUUUGGAGAGGAAAACACCCCUCGCCCUCGUCUCCUCUCAUCCUCUUCCCCCUCCUCCUCCUCCUCCUUCCCGCCCCAUUUCACCCACUUCGAACAAUGCUUAAAUGUUUCAACUCAUCCUCACAAUCACUGCAAAUUAGAGCAAGAAUAUAUCACACCACAAUGGAGAAACAUCUCUAUAUAG
Molecule: messenger RNA, 198 nt
Organism: Rodentolepis nana
Lineage: Eukaryota; Metazoa; Platyhelminthes; Cestoda; Cyclophyllidea; Hymenolepididae
Source: the annotation of a GenBank genome assembly